AUGCCCCUUCAUUCUAAAGGAAAAAGAAAAGCUAAAGAUCAAGCUAGAAAUGCGACAGGACUGUAUAAAAAAAUACAUCACACCACUUCAAUAGCCGAUCAUGAUAUUGAAGUAAACGAAUUUAACGGACUAGAUGUUAGUGAUAGAGA
Messenger RNA from Ambispora gerdemannii, 149 nucleotides. NCBI's taxonomy places the organism in Eukaryota, Fungi, Glomeromycota, Glomeromycetes, Archaeosporales, Ambisporaceae. The record is from the annotation of a GenBank genome assembly.